This is a messenger RNA of Mangifera indica (mango), 1372 nucleotides long. RefSeq lists its product as uncharacterized. The coding region runs from base 473 to 973 and encodes 166 amino acids. The record is from RefSeq and is a predicted model, not a curated record. The transcript is spliced from 6 exons. NCBI's taxonomy places the organism in Eukaryota, Viridiplantae, Streptophyta, Magnoliopsida, Sapindales, Anacardiaceae.
GAAAAUACGUAUGACUUGCAAUAUCAAAGGGGAGUAUAGGGUUACAUUCGAUUUGGACCAAACCCCAUCAAGAUCUAGUUUGAAUUUGAUGAUUCCUCGAAAAUGCUUUUAAUCUAAGAUUCCAUUCAAAUCGACUUGAACUUGUCUUGUUCUAUUAGAACGAGUCAACUCCUUAGCCCAAAAGAAUUCGACUUGUUCCAUAGGGGCUACCUAGAUUCAUCCUUGGUGGAUGUUUGCGUCAUGAACGGAAACUGAACAAGAAUGGAAGAAGGAAGCGAUAUAGAUAUAUAAAGGAUAAAACGUCACGAAUCUAAAUCCCAGUUGGAUUACGCUAACCUUCGGCUUUACCAAUUAUAAACAAGCUAUAUUUCAAUAAUUACCUGAUAAAGCAGACAAGUACAUGGUCCAACGCAAAAUCUCUUUGUUGUUUCGUCUCUGACUCUGUGUUGCAGCAUUUUGGCUCUGGGUUUCAAUGGAUGAAGCCUUCACAACCGUUGAUGGGUCGUCAAGCGUUGCAUCGGACUCAUUACAGCCGUCCAUUAUCCCCUUAAACGUCCCUUUACUGUCAGCUUUUCUUGCCCUUUCUCUCGCCCAGUUCCUCAAGCUCUUCACCACCUGGUACAAGGAGAAGAAAUGGGACCCGAGAAGAUUGGUUAGAUCAGGUGGAAUGCCAUCAUCCCAUUCAGCGACUGUAACUGCUCUUGCUGUUGCCAUAGGUUUACAAGAAGGGACUGGAGGAUCAGUGUUUGCUGUUGCACUGGUUUUAGCAUGUGUAGUAAUGUAUGAUGCUUCUGGUGUACGGCUUCAUGCUGGUCGUCAAGCUGAAUUACUAAAUCAAAUUGUAUGUGGGUUACCUCCUGAACACCCUCUUUCCCAUGUUAGACCUCUGCGGGAUUCACUUGGUCAUACACCAAUUCAGGUUGCUGCCGGUGCUUUGCUGGGAUGUUUAGUAGCAUACCUAAUGAGAACUUAGAAGGGAUGAGUAGGGCCUGAAAUUACCAAUUCAAAGUUUGCUCAACAUCACAUCACAAGCAACUUUGAUAGCUCUGUCUCGUGGGUAAGUAACCAGACUUCAAUCUUGUAAAAAAAUCAUUUCCUAUAGGUGAAGUAAAAUCUAAUUGUGGGGUGUCUUGUGUGGACAUCUUGAAUACCUUGAAAACACCUAUAUUUGACAUCCUAUUUUAAGGAUUUCAUUACUAAUGAAGCCCUAGAUGCUUCAUUCACAAACCAAAAUAACAUAGGGUUGCUUGUCACAUUGGUGGAUAAUAAUUUAUGUGUUAAGGUGGAUAAGGAAGAUUAGUAGCUUCCAUAUGUGAACACUCUUUCAUUGUAUGUUUGCUAUAUAAAGGAAGAGGAAGAUUAUAGUGAAUAA